AAAAUAGCUGGGAUGCCUUUGCCAAUCUCGUCUUAAAACUUCAAAAACUGCUCUGAGCAAGUAACCUGAAACCAGCGCCUCCAUGUAUGCUUCAACUGCUGCUGCUGCUGCCCCAAUCAGUUUCCCUUAUUCUAAGAAAAUAUCAAAUCGUGUCCAGAAAAAUAACAACUGAAGAUGGCUGCUGCUUCGAAUUCAAGGGCAAGUUGAAAACAUACUGUCCAACCCAUAAAGAAAUCUGCAUUGGUAGCAGCAGAGGAAGACUUGCAUUGUUUCUUGGAAAUACAGAAAUACAUAAACCAACAGGAUGGAGUUAAUAUCCUGGCAGUUAGUUAUGGUUCCCCUAGAGCACGUCCAUGUCCUUGGCAACCGACUCUUGAAUGGAUGCUCAGAUAUCAUAUGAUUUUCACGCACAGAGAAAGCUGCAUGCUGAAAAUUUAAAUAUCAUUCAUUUAAUCAAGUACUAGACUAUACAGUUUUUUUUACAUCCAACGGUCAAGACUACUGCCGACGUGCCCUUACAUUUGUGUCACUAUGCUAGCUUUCACCAUUGUUGCGCUCUUUCUGAGUCGUUUUUGGAACCUCUCAAGGAGUGAAUAAGCUUAAUAUCUCAAAUGAUGUCAAUUCAUCAUCCAUUGAAGCAUCUCCGGAUUUUUUCAGGCCUAAUGGUUCGCUGUAUCUCAACCCAAGAAAAUAUUUUGUCAAACCUUAUUCUCUGCCACGACCCCUCCAUGGAACAAUCUUACAUGCAAUUGUCACAAAAAUUCUAUGAAUCCAUGAAAGCUUGUGCAUCUCUAAGGUCGAUCCCCAUUGCCCGAAAACUCCAUGGCCAACUCAUUUCUGUAGGAUUGGACUCUGCCAUUUUCCUUCAGAACCAUCUCUUGCAUAUGUAUUCCCGUUGCAGCUUGAUUGAUGAUGCUCGCCAGAUUUUCUUCAGUAUUCAACAUCCUAAUGUGUUUAGUUGGAAUACAAUGAUUAGCGCGUUGGUAGACUUGGGUCACAUGGGGGAGGCAGAGAAGUUGUUCAAUGAAAUGCCUGAGAGAGACUCCGUCUCUUGGACUACAAUGAUGUCUGGCCAUUUUCAUAAUGGGCAACCUAAGGAUGCAGUUAAAGUGUUUGCUUCAAUGGUAUGGAAUUGUGAUAGUUUCUAUGACCCAUUUUCCUUCUCUUGCGUAAUGAAGGCUUGUGGUAGUCUUGGUCACAUUAAGUUGGCUCUUCAGUUGCAUACUCUAGUGGAGAAAUUAAAUUUUGGAGGCAACAUGGUUAUUCAAAAUUCUAUAAUUGACAUGUACAUCAAGUGUGGUGCACUGCGUUUGGCUGAGAGAAUGUUUAUGAGGAUCCCUAAUCCUAGUUUGUUUUAUUGGAACAGUAUGAUCUAUGGCUGCUCUAAACUUUAUGGGGUCAGAAGGGCUCUCCAUAUGUUCAUUGAAAUGCCUGAACGUGAUUGCGUGUCUUGGAAUACCAUAAUAUCAAUCUUUUCUCAACAUGGUUUUGGGGUUGAGAGUCUUAGUAUGUUUGUUGAGAUGUGGAACCAUGGUUUUAGACCAAAUGCUAUGAUAUAUGCUACUAUACUUAGUGCAUGUGCAAGUAUACAUGAUCUUGAAUGGGGUAGCCAUUUGCAUGCUCGGAUACUCCGUAUGGAACCAAGUAUGGAUGUUUUUGCAGGUAGUGGGCUGAUUGAUAUGUAUGUGAAAUGUGGACAGUUGCAUCUUGCUAGGCAGGUGUUUGACAACAUGACAGAACACAAUGCAGUUUCUUGGACUUCUAUGAUCAGUGGAGCCAUGCAGUUUGGGCUUGAAGAUGAAGCUUUAGUACUGUUUAACCGAAUGAGAAAAUCUCCUAUUGCCUUGGAUGAGUUUACUCUUGCAACAGUUCUUGGGAUUUGUUCAGGCCAUGAGCAUGCUUGGGUUGGGGAGCAGCUCCAUGGAUGUACAAUCAAAGGUGGAAUGAUCUCCUCUAUUCCUGUAGGGAAUGCUCUUGUUACGAUGUAUGCAAAAUGUGGAAACACUGAUAAAGCCAGCCAAGCAUUUGAGUUGAUGCCUGCUAAAGAUAUAAUAUCAUGGACAGCCAUGAUCACAGCAUUCUCUCAAACUGGUAAUGUUGAAAAAUCCCGAGAGUAUUUUGAUAAAAUGCCAGAGCGAAAUGUCAUAAGUUGGAACUCAAUGUUAGGAACAUAUUUCCAAACUGGUUUAUGGGAAGAAGGCCUUAAAUUGUAUACUCUUAUGCGAAGGGUAGGGGUUAACCUGGAUUGGAUCACACUAGUAACUUCAAUCAGUGCCUGUGCUGAUUUGGCAAUAUUGAAACUUGGGCUGCAGAUUAUAGCUCAAGCUGAAAAAUUAGGAUUUGGUUCUAAUGUUUCAGUCAUGAAUAGCAUUAUUACUAUGUAUUCAAGAUGUGGACGAAUUAUAGAAGCGAAAAGAGUGUUUGAUUCAAUAUGUGAUAAAAAUUUGAUUUCUUGGAAUGCAGUUAUGGCUGGAUAUGCUCAAAAUGGACAAGGUAGGAAGGUGAUCGAGGUUUUUGAGAAUAUGUUGAAAAUGGACUGCACACCUGAUCAUAUAAGCUAUGUAUCUGUUCUAUCAGGUUGUGGCCAUUCAGGGCUAGUAACAGAGGGGAAACACUACUUCAGUUCUAUGACUGAAGAUUUUGGCAUCAAUCCUACAUGUGAACAUUUUACUUGUAUGGUAGAUCUACUUGGUCGGGCUGGGUUACUGAAGGAGGCCAGGAAUUUGAUUGAUGCAAUGCCCUUUAAGCCAAAUGCUGCUAUCUGGGGAGCUCUUCUUGGUGCUUGCCGGCUUCAUCGCGAUUAUAAUUUAGCAGAAUUUGCAGCAAGAAAUUUGCUUGAAUUAGAUUUAGAUGAUUCUGGCAGUUAUGUCCUUCUAGCUAAUACAUAUUCAGAUUGUGGACAACUAGAAGCUUUUGCAGAUGUAAGAAAACAGAUGAGAAAGAAAGGAAUAGAGAAAAAUCCUGGAUGUAGCUGGAUAGAGGUUAAUAAUAGGGUACACGUGUUCACUGUAGAUGACACUAAUCAUCCACAAAUCAAGGACGUUUAUAGAAUACUAGAGGAGAUAGUCAAGAAGAUAGAAGAUACAGGAUGCUAUGUCAAUCCAACUAAUGCAGUUCGUUCUCAGUGCCAUCACAGUGAGAAGCUUGCUGUUGCUUUUGGGUUGCUUAGCUUGCCUGCUUGGAUGCCUAUCUAUGUAAUGAAAAAUCUUCGAGUUUGCCAUGAUUGUCACUUGGUAAUCAAGCUGAUCUCCCUUGUUACCUCAAGGGAACUUAUUGUGCGGGAUGGACACCGGUUUCAUCAUUUCAAGGAUGGAUGUUGCUCCUGUGGAGACUACUGGUGAUAUGGGGAUCUACAACCGGAGAACUCUGAUAGAGUCAAGAACAUGGUAUCUAUUUUAAUGAGAGGUCCUAUCUCUUCCUACGUUUCUUGGCUUCCUGGAAGGCAUGCCCUGCUCCCUGAAUUGCUUCUUUCCACUCUUCAGAAUACAUAAAUGGACUAGUUGAAGCAGGUAAAGAGGGAGGUAAGAUGCUACGUGCAGGCCUUUAUUGACCGCUGGCUCAUGGGAUGACUCCCUUCUUGCUGCUCUUACUACACUAUCCGCAAUGCAGCAUGUGCUUGAUGGACAUGACAAAAUUAUUUAUGCAUUGUUCAGGCCUCCGGGUCACCAUGCCUACUCAAGCUAAUGGCUACUACUUCCUUAACAAUGCUGGUCUUUCUGUUCAAUUGGCUUUACAUUCUGGCUGUGCAAAAGUUGCAGUGAUAGACAUUGAUUUCCAUUAUGGCAAUGGGACUGCUGAGGUUCUAUCGGUUUGAUAAGGUUCUUACAACCUCCCUUCAUAUGAAUCAUGGUUCUUGGGGUCCAUCUCACCCACAGAAUGGCUCUAUUAGUGAGCUUGUUGGAGGGGACGGAUUUGGAUAUUAUAUGAAUCUACCUUUGCCCAAUGGGACAGGGAACUAAGGAUAUGUGUAUGCUAUGACCAAUGUGGUUGUCCCGGCAAUCAGAAAGCUUUUAGCCUGAAAUGAUAGUUCUGGUCUGUAUCCAAGAUUCAAGUGCUGUAGAGGCUUUUCAUCAUAUUCGGAAGAGUCAUUUGCCUGUGGUGUCCAAUAUUCUAUAUAUGUAUCAUUAAUCCUGCAAACAGUAUGGAGUUCCAGUUUUUGUCUUGCUACCUCUUGAGAAAUUUACUAUAAGUGUACAAUAAAUUUGGAGUAGCUCAUAUCACUGCUUGUGCACAGUUGGAUCCAAAUGGAAGACAAUGGAGGGUUAUCGAGAGAUUGCCUGAAUAGUUUGUGGCCUGGUGGGUAGGCACUCUACUGGACAUUUUCUGAUUGUCCAAGAAGAUGGAUAUCACAUUACUCAGCCGAUUGUCUUCAUGCAACACUUGAAGGUGUGCUCAACCUACCGAUUCCUUUCUCGUCCAAUCCCAUUGCUUAUCACCCUGAGGACUAGCGAUUGUCUGUAGAAGGUAUUGAAUCCAUUAAAAGGUUUCAGAAAGAUACUGCAUCGUUUUUGAAAGGUGAUUAAUUUGAACCGUAUGAUAGUAACUUGUAAAAUUCUGUCUGAUAUAGUAAUGUUAUUGCAAAGAAAAAUAAAAGGCUUGGUUUACUUGGUUAAAAUUGUUUUAAAGCAAACUUGCUAUUGUCAAGGAUCCUUGACAAAGAUGAAA
Molecule: messenger RNA, 4665 nt
Organism: Rosa rugosa (rugosa rose)
Lineage: Eukaryota; Viridiplantae; Streptophyta; Magnoliopsida; Rosales; Rosaceae
Product: pentatricopeptide repeat-containing protein At2g13600-like
Exons: 8
Coding region: 612-3341 (909 amino acids)
Biological process (GO): RNA modification
Molecular function (GO): zinc ion binding; RNA binding; protein binding
Source: RefSeq, a predicted model, not a curated record